AAGGGGGUCCGUAUCACGUGGGAAGGUCGAGCCGAGGGUCACGUGGCGCGAGAGAUGGCGACCCCGGCGGAGCGAGAGGCGGGCCGCGGCGCCGAGGAGGCGUUUCUCACUUUCUACACGGAGGUGAAACAAAUAGAAAAGCGGGACUCUGUUCUAACGUCAAAAAACCAGAUUGAGAGGCUUACUAGACCUGGAUCAUCCUAUUUCAACCUGAAUCCGUUUGAGGUGUUGCAGUUGGACCCUGAAGUUACAGAUGAGGAGAUAAAGAAGAGAUUCCGUCAGUUAUCCAUAUUGGUGCAUCCUGACAAAAACCAAGACGAUCCUGAAAGGGCACAGAAGGCAUUUGAAGCUGUCGACAAAGCAUACAAGUUGUUGCUGGACCAGGAACAAAAGAAGAGGGCCUUGGACGUGAUACAGGCUGGAAAGGAAUAUGUAGAGCACAUUGCAAAAGAGAAAAAGAAACAGUUAAAGAAAGAAGGCAGGCCAACCAACAUAGAAGAAGAUGAUCAAGAAGUAUUCAAACAAGCGGUGUACAAGCAGACAAUGAAGCUCUUUGCAGAACUCGAAAUUAAAAGGAAAGAAAGAGAAGCAAAAGAAAUGCAUGAAAGGAAGCGGCAGAGAGAAGAAGAAAUAGAGGCUCAAGAGAAAGCCAAGCGUGAGCGAGAGUGGCAGAAGAAUUUUGAGGAAAGUCGGGAUGGACGUGUGGACAGCUGGAGAAAUUUCCAGGCAAAUACAAAAGGGAAGAAAGAGAAGAAAAACAGAACCUUCUUGAGGCCCCCCAAGGUGAAGAUGGAGCAGCGUGAAUGAGCCUGGCUUUUUCAGACUCCAGCGGACAAUCCCAUUACCGUCACGUUGAACCCUUUCUUGCUUUUCCAGUAGGAUCUUUGUUUUCAGUAUGAUUGAAUCUUGGUCAAAGUAUUUACUGUCUCCUGCCCAUUUGCCCUGAGGUUCAUGAUGUGAUGUCCAGGGCCAAGCCUACUGCACUUAGAACACUUGGCUAACUUAGGAAGACCCCCACCAUAACUGCUGUUGCAUUUCCUCGUAGCCCCUGUAAUUUAAUGUUCUGUAUUCCAAGGAUGUUGCUGUUCAAAUCGUCGUUAGGCCUAACCUGUGAGUGUCCAGCUAAGGCAGAUGCUGGAGAAUAUGAUGCCUGGUGACUCCCUUGUUCACCUAGGCCGGUUGUCAUGUUUCUGUCUGCAUCAGUUUCCACUGUCAGUAGUGAAAAUUGGAGCCUGCCAUGGAGAUGGAUAGCUGGACUUUGCAAAAGUUCCCAACUCAGCUGCAUGGAGCUGAACUUACGCCCCAGCUCUGACUUGCAGCUUCGCAACUCCUUUCUUCCAGGAUUGCAGAUGAGUUAACUGGCCAACUAGACUACCAGACCCCACCCCUUGUAAAUAAAAAGUCUUGCAUUGAAUAUUCAGUUAGUGGCAAUGUUCAGUAUGUAAAAUAAAUUUUUACCCAAAA
Molecule: messenger RNA, 1464 nt
Organism: Podarcis raffonei (Aeolian wall lizard)
Lineage: Eukaryota; Metazoa; Chordata; Lepidosauria; Squamata; Lacertidae
Gene: DNAJC8
Product: DnaJ heat shock protein family (Hsp40) member C8
Exons: 9
Coding region: 55-807 (250 amino acids)
Cellular component (GO): nucleus
Source: RefSeq, a predicted model, not a curated record